This is a messenger RNA of Lycium ferocissimum, 656 nucleotides long. RefSeq names its product small ribosomal subunit protein uS19. The record is from RefSeq and is a predicted model, not a curated record. The transcript has 4 exons. Gene Ontology annotation, cellular component: cytosolic small ribosomal subunit; ribosome. Gene Ontology annotation, biological process: ribosomal small subunit assembly; translation. Lineage: Eukaryota; Viridiplantae; Streptophyta; Magnoliopsida; Solanales; Solanaceae. Gene Ontology annotation, molecular function: RNA binding; structural constituent of ribosome. Bases 57 to 512 code for a protein of 151 amino acids.
GUCCCAAAAAACCUCAACUCCUUACAGAAAGGUCGCCGAUUUCCAUCUCCACAGCCAUGGCGGACGUUGAAGCUGAUGUGACGGCAGGACAGCCAAGGAAGAGAACAUUUAAGAAGUUCAGUUACAGAGGAGUCGAUCUCGAUGCUCUUCUCGAUAUGUCUACUGAUGAACUCGUUAAGCUCUUCAAUGCUCGUCCUCGUAGAAGGUUUCAAAGAGGUUUGAAGAGGAAGCCAAUGGCACUGAUCAAGAAGCUGAGGAAGGCGAAACGUGAGGCUCCACCGGGUGAAAAGCCAGAGCCUGUCAAGACUCACCUGAGGAACAUGAUUAUCGUUCCUGAAAUGAUUGGAAGUGUUAUCGGAAUUUACAAUGGAAAAACUUUCAAUCAGAUCGAAGUCAAGCCUGAGAUGAUUGGCCACUAUCUGGCCGAGUUCUCCAUCUCGUAUAAGCCGGUCAAGCAUGGUAGACCCGGUAUUGGUGCUACUCACUCGUCAAGGUUCAUACCGCUAAAGUGAUUUGGCCUCCGAUGUCUACUUUUCUUCUGUUCUAGUCUUGUCAAAGUCCCUUUUUAAAACAAUUUUGAUGCGAGAAAUGGGUUAUUUAAAACAGUUACUUUGUAAAACUCUUGUGCUUUGCUGAAAACUGAUUUGUCAUGAAUA